This is a messenger RNA of Hevea brasiliensis (rubber tree), 990 nucleotides long. RefSeq names its product putative UPF0481 protein At3g02645. Lineage: Eukaryota; Viridiplantae; Streptophyta; Magnoliopsida; Malpighiales; Euphorbiaceae. The transcript is spliced from 2 exons. Bases 1 to 990 code for a protein of 329 amino acids. The record is from RefSeq and is a predicted model, not a curated record.
AUGGAAGAGCAUAAAACAAGGCAUUUGAAUGAUUUUCUUGAAUGGAGUGACAUAGGUUUGGAGGAUUAUAUUGAACUUGUUAAAGAUUGCGAGAUCAGAUUGCGUAAUUUUUAUUCAGAAAUAAUUGGACUUACCUGCAAUGACUUUGUGAAAAUGAUAUUAAUAGAUUCUGCCUUCAUUAUUAUGGUCUUAAUGAAACACAGUCUGAAAGAAUUUCGAGGUGAGAAGAAUCCUAUAUUAGUUAAACGAAGGAUGAUAGGAGAUGGUCAUGAACAACUUUCCAUGAUUUUGCUUACCCACAAGUUCUUUUCUGAUACAUUUGGCUCAUGGGUUGCAAAGCACAUCUUGGAAAAACAUGAUUUCUCCAAAAUAGAGCAUAUGGUAGAUUUUCUAAGACUUUGUCAACAACCUCCAAAGUUGAAGAACAGAAAGAAACUCAAGAAGCUAACAAUGCCUAGUGUGGCAGAGCUCCAUCGAGCUGGUGUUCUAUUUGAGUUAGGUUCAGGCAAAAAAUUGCUCAAUAUAAAAUUCCAACAGGCCAUUUUGGAAAUUCCAUCGCUGCAAAUUGAUAACAAUACAGGGAUAUUACUGAGAAAUAUGCAGGCAUUUGAGCAAUGCCUUUGGAACCAUCAUAUCUGUGUAAGCGACAACAUUGCCCUGGUCUCUAUGCUUGCCAAGGGACCCAAGGAUGUGGAAAUACUGGCUAGAAAUGGAAUCAUAGAUAAUUGGCUAGUGAAGAGCGAAGGAGUGUCGACCCUUUUUCAAAAACUUGCACAGGAGAAUCUUCUAUUUCAUGAUGAUUUCUACUUUUCUGCUCUUGUUGAAGAUUUGAACGCAUAUUGCAAAAACCCUUGGAACAAAUGGAAGGCAACCUUGAAACAGGAUUAUUUCAAUACUCCAUGGACCAUUAUCUCUGUGAUUGCAGCUGGUAUUCUCUUGAUGCUUACAAUCGUGCAAUCUGUGUGUUCUACCCUUCAACUAGUACUAUAG